CGUUAUGAAAAUAAUUCCCAAUCUACGUUAGUUUGGGCCAUCACCGCUGUCGACGAAGACAGUGAUUGCAUCACUGUUGUCGACGAAGACAGUGAUUGCAUCACCGCUUUCGACGAAGACAGUGAUUGCAUCACCGCUGUCGACGAAGACAGUGAUUGCAUCACUGCAGUACACGGCCGCGGUGAAGGCCUGACCUGCGUCGAAACUUGAAACAAACGUAACUUUGUGCUCGGUUAUCCGAUCGUAGCAAAAUUUUUUUUGAUUCCGCAUAAUUUUUCGAGAUCUUGCAAGUCGCAAAUGGCCAUAGGAGGUUUGGUCCCGCCUUCGUCUCGAAAAUAUGUCGUUUGCUACCCCGAACGAGCCUUUUUUCGAUUUCGUCAAACUUUGAAUGACCAUAACUUUGUGCUCCACAAUCCGAAAAUCAUGAAUUUUUUUUUGAUUUCGCAUAAAUUUUUAAGGACUAAAAUAUUUAGUAGGAGAGAAUUUUCAAAAAAUGAAUUAUUUAUGGAUAUAAGGGGUUUUGGGAAUAACUUUACCUUCCUUUUCAGGAAUCCAAGUACAUUCCGAAAAUAUGUCUAUGAUAAAAAUUGUAGUCCUUAAAAUGUUAUGCGAAAUAAAAAAAAAUCAUGAUUUUCGGAUUGUGGAGCACAAAGUUAUGGUCAUUCAAAGUUUGACGAAAUCGAAAAAAGGCUCGUUCGGGGUAGCAAACGACAUAUUUUCGAGACGAAGGCGGGACCAAACCGCCUAUGGCCAUUUGUGGCUUGCAAGAUCUCGAAAAAUUAUGCGGAAUAAAAAAAAAUUGCUACGAUCGGAUAACCGAGCACAAAGUUACGUUUGUUUAAAGUUUCGAUGCAGGUCAGGCCUUCACCGCGGCCGUGUACUGCAGUGAUGCAAUCACUGUCUUCGUCGACAGCGGUGAUGCAAUCACUGUCUUCGUCGACAACAGUGAUGCAAUCACUGUCUUCGUCGACAACAGUGAUGCAAUCACUGUCUUCGUCGACAGCGGUGAUGGCUCAAACUAACGUAGAUUGGGAAUUAUUUUCAUAACGUGUGUAUUUUGAGAAUUUUUUUUAAAAACAUGUGUAACUUGGGAUUUUUUCCGUUUACUUCAGUCAAACUUUAACUGAGAUUCCUUUACCAUUCGCAGCACAGUGCUACUUUUUCCAUUUUUUUAUGGUUUACUACAGAGCUCCUUCUUUUCCUGUUCUUGUCCUUUUAUUUUAGUCUGCCCAAGAAAUUUCUGUAUAGUGGCUAUAUUUAGUUCUCAUUCUAUUCAAAUAGUAAACAAAUUGAAGGCCAAUAAUUCACAAUCUCAAGGAAAAAUUUCCUUUUCUUUUCAUUAUUUUUCUGCCUGUGUGAUUUUGUAUAUUGUACAUUUGUACUGCUAAUCUUUCUCUUCUCUGUUUCCAGCGAUUUGAAACAGUGCAAAAGGAUGCUCCUCCUGCUCCCCUGACCUCUCUCUGCAUCUCUGCACAUUUUCAGAGAAAAGAGUGAAGUCCCCAAACACCAAAAAACCAGAAACCGAAACCCUCUUUACCCUCUUUCCUUUCAAUUUCCUUUCUUCUCGAGAAAUUCAAACCACAAACCCAAAAGGCAGCAACUUGUAGACUGUAGUAGUAGUAACCAUUAGCCAAAAUUUACUGACCAGCUCAGCUCCAUCUCAAAUUUUCAAUCUUUUCUCCAAACCCACCUCCUCAAUCCUUCUUCAAGACCUCCAAACCCCACCACCAUGAUACGAUAGAACAGAGAAGAAAAGGGAAGAAUUUGUUUUCCGAAAAUGGGUUUCCCCUCGAAACCCUUGUUCUACAUUCUCCAUCUCCCUCCCAUCUUCCUCUUCCUCCUCCUCUUCUCCACCAACCCAACUCAAUCCGCUCCAGAUUACACCUCCCUAGUCUACAAGGGCUGCUCAAAGGAAGCUUUCCAAGAUCCAACCGGCCUCUACUCACAAGCCCUCUCUGCCCUCUUCGGCACUCUAGUCCAACAAUCCACAAAAUCCAAAUUCUUCAAAACCACCACGGGGACAGGCCAGACCACAAUCACCGGCCUCUUCCAGUGCAGAGGCGACCUCUCAAUCGGCGACUGCUACAAAUGCGUGAGCGGCCUCCCCGUCUUGACCGACAAAAUGUGUGGCAAGGCCAUUGCUGCCCGCGUCCAGCUCUUCGGCUGCUACAUUCUCUACGAGGUUGCUGGGUUCACUCAGGUCUCAGGGAUGGAGAUGCUGUUCAAGACCUGCGGCCGCUCCACCGCCGCCGGGAGUGGGUUUGAGGAGAGAAGGGACACUGCGUUGUCUGUUCUUGCUAAUGGGGUUGCUAGUGGACAUGGAUUCUUCACAACGAGCUACCAAUCGAUGUAUGUUUUGGGGCAGUGCGAGGGAGAUAUUGGGGAUUCGGAUUGUGGGGAGUGUGCCAAGAGUGCUGUACAGAGAGCUCAGGUGGAGUGUGGGAAUGCAAUCUCUGGCCAAAUCUAUCUUCACAAGUGCUUCAUUAGUUAUAGCUAUUAUCCCAAUGGGGUUCCCAGGAGGUCUUCGUCAUCUUAUGGUUCACCUUCAUCAGGGACAGGGCAGAACACAGGGAGGACGGUGGCUAUAAUAUUAGGAGGGGCAGCAGGAGUGGGGUUCUUGGUGAUCUUCCUCAUGUUUGCAAGAAAUCUGCUGAAGAAACAUGAUGAUUAUUGAGAAACAAAAAAAAAAAAAAAAGGGAGGCUGGUGGUGGUGAAUAAGGGGAGCAGGCUUCAACAAUUCUUUUGUUUUUGGAAGAAGCUUGGUGGGAUUGGUUCUUGUGGUGGAGAGGGGGAGGAUGCACAAGUUUUUGUAGAGUUAGGAUUGAGUUAUCAUCAAUUGAAAGGGGAAGGGUGAGUUUUAUGUGAAGGGAGGAAGCAAAUUAGGCCAUGGGAAUUACAAAACAAAGCAAAAGAAUGUCUGUGGUAAUAUUGAAUAUAUUUUUAUUAGAGAGGGACUUGGGUAAUGGAGUUUUUUGCAGCAUCAAGAAAAGAGAGGCAUAUGGGUGGUGGAGAAAGAGGAGGAUGCUUGUUUUGUUGUCUCUUCUCUUUGCUCUUUUUCUCCAAACAGACUGAUGCUGUUCUGUUUUGCUUCAUGGCUUCCUUUCUCUGUCUAUUCUUUUCUUUUCUUUUUUUUCUUCCCCUCCCACAUCUCCUUCGCUAUGCUUUUCUUCUCUCAGAAAAGUUGUAAACAGGAAAACCCACUUUUCCUUCCUUCCCCUCCCUCCCCUGCAUCUACUACAGAAACAAGAUGUCAUCAAUCAAUCAAAUGCAUACAUGAACUGCUAUUUGGUACCCAAUUAACACAACGUGAUUUCGUCAAAGACGACGACGAAUUUCGAUCCAUGAAUGCUCAACCGAGUGGUUAAGAUGAAUCUACAGCACCUGUUAGCAUAACGUUCCAUAACGUUCCCACCCUUGGCCUUUUUCCUAACUUUCACCACCAAACCAAACCUGGCCUGGCCUCUUGCUGUUUACCUUCCAAAAUUUUCCUACAGCUGUUUUUUUCUUGACUGCAAAUUUGAAUAUGGAAACUGUGAUGAUUACUAAUUGUUCAUCUGUUUGUAUAACGAAAUCUUGCUUGCAUUACAAGAUCAGCUUUUUUUAGCUUGAUACUAUAUUCUUUCAGAAAGGAAGGUUAUUGACAAGGCGCAUCUAGUGUAGUGGUAUCAUAGUACCCUCCCACGGUACUGACCGGGGUUCGAUUCCCCGGAUGUGCAAAUUUUUUUCUUCCAUGUAUCCAUUUUUCCAUGUACCAGGGUUUCAAUACUAUCUGAUCUGGUUUGAUUCAUUGCACUCUCCUUUUGAACAUUUGUAAGGGAGUGUAAAGAGGGAGAGUAAAUGCACUGUUUCAACUCCCUUCUGAAAUUGGGGUACAAAUGCACCAUCCUACAUUCUCGUCCAAACAACAAUACAGCUCAACUUGUACCUUGCAUGCUCGAACUUGAACCCCGCCUAUUUUGCCAUUUUCUUCCAUGUAUCCAUUUUUCCAUGUACCAGGGUUUCAAUACUAUCUGAUCUGGUUUGAUUCAUUGCACUCUCCUUUUGAACAUUUGUAAGGGAGUGUAAAGAGGGAGAGUAAAUGCACUGUUUCAAC
Linum trigynum is the source of this 4093-nucleotide messenger RNA. NCBI's taxonomy places the organism in Eukaryota, Viridiplantae, Streptophyta, Magnoliopsida, Malpighiales, Linaceae. The record is from the annotation of a GenBank genome assembly.